AUGUUGAUGCUGUUUGGUCAUGAGCAUUCACCAAGCCCGGGAGCACUCCUUUGCUGGCCGUGCAGACCAAUUAAAGUUGGACAAACGGCCAACCCUUUGAGAGUGAGAUCUGAGACAGAGUUGGUGGCCAAAAGUAGACUAAGCGUAAGCAUUGGAGCGCAUUUUUUCGCUCAUCCUCAGAGCAAUUGUCGUCAAUUUAUGGGCAUAAAUGAGGGGCAAUUGGCUCUCUGGUCUGGGCAACCCAGACGAAGAGUCGUGCUGACUUGCCAUUCUUUAAGUCGAGAUUGGGGGCUGAGUGAAACUGAAAGCAAACCUGUUGGUACCAGCGUUCAGGAAGAUGAUUGGCCGGUCGAAAUUGCGUUGUCGCGCCCACAAACUCUGGUCAGCUGA
Protopolystoma xenopodis is the source of this 390-nucleotide messenger RNA. The record is from the annotation of a GenBank genome assembly. Lineage: Eukaryota; Metazoa; Platyhelminthes; Monogenea; Polystomatidea; Polystomatidae.